Oryza brachyantha (malo sina) is the source of this 2643-nucleotide messenger RNA. Its product is annotated as chloride channel protein CLC-f. The coding region runs from base 175 to 2445 and encodes 756 amino acids. NCBI's taxonomy places the organism in Eukaryota, Viridiplantae, Streptophyta, Magnoliopsida, Poales, Poaceae. The transcript has 9 exons. Gene Ontology annotation, cellular component: Golgi apparatus; membrane; chloroplast. Gene Ontology annotation, molecular function: voltage-gated chloride channel activity. The record is from RefSeq and is a predicted model, not a curated record. Gene Ontology annotation, biological process: chloride transport; transmembrane transport.
UCUCUCUCUCUCUCUCUCUCCUACCUCUCGCCUCGCCAUCGCGCCAACCGCCGACGAGAUCGAGGCCAAGGCGAGGAGGAAGAGAUCCCCCCACGGAUCCGCCGCGAGAUCCAACCCUAUCACUGAUGCGAUCGCCUCCGUCUUAGCUCGGAUUCCCCUCCUGGAGGCUGGAGCAUGAUGGCGCAGGAGAGCGACCUGGAGCCGCUGCGCUCCGGGGCGCUGCCGUCGUCGGCGGACCCGGACUCGCCGUCGACCCCCAGGAGGAGCCGGGUGCGCGAGCUGCUGCGGAACCUGGACCGGCGGCUGUCCAGCCGGGGGCGGCACCAGCACCAGCACCACCACGCGGCGGAGGGCGGCGGUGGCGCGGCGGCGUCCCCCAGGGGCGGGGAGCCGGGGUCGGCGAGGGGGCAGGAGGACAGCGACGAGCUCGGGGACGGGGCGCCGCCCGAGUGGGCGCUGCUGCUCGUCGGGUGCCUGCUUGGACUCGCCACCGGCGUCUGCGUCGCCGCGUUUAAUCGCGGGGUGCAUGUCAUACAUGAAUGGGCAUGGGCAGGCACUCCCACAGAGGGAGCUGCUUGGCUUCGCCUGCAGAGACUUGCUGAUACAUGGCAUCGGAUAUUAUUAAUUCCAGUGACUGGUGGAGUUGUUGUUGGUAUGAUGCAUGGAUUACUGGAGAUAUUUGAGCAGAUAAGGCAGUCAUUAUCAUCUCAAAGGGAAGGCAUUGAUUUCAUGGCUGCAAUCUUUCCUACAGUCAAAGCAAUACAAGCUGCAAUUACUCUAGGGACAGGAUGUUCACUGGGGCCAGAAGGGCCAAGUGUUGAUAUUGGUAAAUCUUGUGCAAAUGGGUGUGCUGAAAUGAUGGAGAACAAUAGGGAACGGAAAAUUGCUCUUAUUGCAGCUGGAUCAGCUGCUGGGAUUGCUUCAGGUUUUAACGCUGCAGUUGCUGGAUGUUUUUUUGCUAUUGAAACAGUACUGAGGCCACUUCGAGCAGAGAACUCACCACCAUUUACCACUGCUAUGAUUAUACUGGCAUCAGUUAUAUCAUCAACUGUGUCGAAUGUUUUGUUAGGGGAGAAGGCAGCUUUUAUUGUCCCGACGUAUGAACUAAAAUCUGCUGCUGAGUUACCACUCUACCUUAUUCUUGGCAUGCUUUGUGGGGUAGUGAGCGUGGCAUUCAGGCAGUUGGUCGUUUGGUUCACCAAGACUUUUGACUUGAUAAGGAAAAAAUUCAGCCUCCCUGCUGUAGCAUGCCCUGCUUUAGGUGGUCUUGGAGCCGGUUUAAUAGCUCUAAGGUACCCUGGAAUCCUGUACUGGGGUUUCACAAAUGUUGAUGAAAUUCUACAUACCGGGAAAAGUGCCUCAGCCCCUGGAAUCUGGCUGUUAGCUCAGUUGGCUGCUGCAAAAGUUGUAGCAACUGCACUCUGCAAGGGUUCUGGUCUUGUUGGUGGCCUCUAUGCUCCCAGCUUGAUGAUUGGUGCUGCUGUCGGUGCUGUUUUUGGAGGCUCGGCAGCAGAACUAAUAAACUCUGCCAUCCCGGGUAACACUGCUGUUGCACAUCCUCAAGCUUAUGCGCUAGUGGGAAUGGCUGCCACUCUAGCUUCAGUCUGCUCAGUUCCAUUGACAUCCGUACUACUACUGUUUGAACUAACAAAAGAUUACAGAAUUUUACUUCCCCUGAUGGGAGCUGUUGGUUUAGCAAUAUGGGUGCCAUCUGUUGUAAACCAGCCUGGCAACAAAGAGACGGUUCAGGCUGCAUCUCCUCGGCAUGGUUACUCUUCACUAAUACCUCCUGCAGAUAGGAAUGAGACAGACUGGAGACGACCAGAUGGAGAUGAUGUUGAACUUGCAAUUAUAGAAGAUGAUCCCUACCGCUAUGGUAUCAACAAUGAGGAGAUGCUUCUUGAUGACUUAAAGGUAUCACAAGCAAUGUCAAAGCAUUUUGUUAAGGUUACACCUACAAUGACUAUCAAGGAGGCAACCAAGCUUAUGCAUGAUAAGCAACAAAGUUGUGUUCUUGUCGCAGACAGUGAUGAUUUUCUUGAAGGAAUUGUUACUAUUGGGGACAUUCGCCGGAAAGGAUUUCAAUUUGAAUUAAGUGAAGAUACUCCACGGACUGGGGGGAAUUCAUCUGACUUGGAUGAAAAUUCUUCUCUUGUUUCAUCAUGCCUCACUAGAGGGUUUCAGUACCAUGGCAAUGAAAGAGGACUAGUCACCUGCUUUCCUGAUACCGAUCUGAGCACUGCUAAGGUUCUCAUGGAAGUCAAAGGUAUCAAGCAACUUCCAGUGAUAAAACGGGGGGCUGGCCGUAGGAAUGAUGGAAGGCGUAAGGUCCUUGGCCUUCUUCAUUAUGAUUCAAUAGGCUGGUGCUUAAGGGAAGAGCUUGAGCGGUGGAAAGCCUUUAAUCAAAGAGAGAAUUUCCAGCAGCCAGCCGUUAAUGGCCAUUGAGCAAAAAGAAGUGCUGAAGUUUUGUUUGUACCUUUUAGUGAAGAGAAAUACCAAAUAUAUAAAAUGACAUUUCAACGUGAUUAGGGUUAACUAAAAAAACUCGUCAAAUGUAAAGUCUCUUGGAGUUACCAGCAUACACAUUUUGUGCCGAGAAAAUAUAUGAGGUAACGGUGUGAUCCAUUGUUAUUGGUGUUGAUA